Molecule: messenger RNA, 1383 nt
Organism: Cicer arietinum (chickpea)
Lineage: Eukaryota; Viridiplantae; Streptophyta; Magnoliopsida; Fabales; Fabaceae
Biological process (GO): microtubule cytoskeleton organization
Molecular function (GO): microtubule binding
Source: RefSeq, a predicted model, not a curated record
GUGACACUUAAACCAGAAAAAUAAAAUAAAAUAAAAUAAAAUUUGCUUAUGUUUACGGUUACAUAGUUUAGCAGUUACUAUUAAUCUCUUACUUGACCUUUCUUCCCACAAAUCAAAUCUCUCUUUCUCUUAAUUUGUAGUAUGGUUCCAAAGAAAACUUAGAGUAUCACAAUCACCAAUUACACUUUGCUUCAAAUAUCACACACCAUCAUCAUAUUCUACUCUACUCCCUUCUCUGCACUACCAAUUUUUACCAUAAUUCAAUCUUUGAAUUAUUAAAUUCAAAUGUCCAUUUAAGUAUUGUUAAGCAAACAAUACAAGAAUAUAAGUUUUUUUAGAUUCAUAAUUUCAUACAUAUAAAAGAAAUUACACAAGAACGUAUCAUCAAAUGCUGAAGGCCACAUUUCUUCUUGUGACACUCUUCAAGUUAAAACCUCUAAAAAUUCAAAGCGUUCUAAGGAAACAAUGAGUAGAGAAAGUGCUGCUACCAAGAACAAAAAAUUUGUCAAAGAUAAAUCAAAUUUGAAGGACACAACUUCAAUAUUUCGAAAACAAAGGCCAACACUUUCUCAAAACUUUUCUUUCCCAGCCAAAUCAGCUUGUGAAGAUGCUAUGCAGAAAAGCAUUGAUGGAAAAGUUAAACAUGUUCAAGGUAAUGAUGAUACUAGAGUUAAGGCCUCAUCAACUCUUCAUCAUUCAAACAAAUCCAAAAACUCUGAAAUGAAUUCAACCAAGGAAAAAAGAAACAAUGAAGGUUCAAAUAAAAGGACUACUUUGACAUCAAUGCCUAGUUUGAAGCGUUCUGUGAAUUCUGCUGUUCGUCAGAGAAACAUAUGUUCUGGAUUUUCAUCCAGAUUGGAAGAAAGAGCCGAAAAGCGGAAGGAGUUUUACUCAAAGUUGGAGGAAAAAACUCUAGCCAAGGAAGCUGAGAAAACUAACCAACAAGCCAAAUCAAAGGAAAACCAAGAGGUAGAGAUCAAGCAACUGAGGAAGAGCCUGACUUUCAAAGCCACUCCAAUGCCAAGUUUCUAUAAGGAACCACCUCCAAAAGUUGAGCUAAAUAAGAUACCAACAACUCGUCCAAGAUCUCCAAAGCUUGGAAGGCACAAAGAAUCUUCUGCUAUGAACAACAACUCAGAAGAAACUAAGGCAAAUAUCAUAAAGAUGUGAUUUCAAAGAAACAGAUGAGUAAAACACAAGUCAAGGUGAAGUUACUAUUGGAGUAUAAAUUCAUAUCAUUAUUAUGUAAGAUUAGGACUCUGUCAUUAACUAGUAUUGUGAAUAUACACUUUGGUUUCAUUAUUAUGUUACUGUCUUUUUAACAUUGUGUAGCCUUUUGUGAUGUCUCUGAAGAAUUUAAAAUGUCCUUUAUGUUUCCAACAA